AUGGCGACCCUCGGCCAGAUCAUCUUCGCCAGCAUGAUUACCCUCAUCGUCAUAUUCUCGGCCAUCAUCAUCCUCACCCUGGCCUUGGUCUUCUCAGGGUCCUCCUCUGACGUGACGAGCACCAACACAGCGCCCGUCGCCAACCUCGGCGAGGAUGAGCUUCUCAUCUGCUAUCUUCACACAGAGACUGGACGAACCACAGUCAGCCAGGUGUCAGUCACCUGGACGAAGGAGGACCUAGAGGGACUUGUUUACCGGUAUGACGACGGAGCUCCGGACCUUGGGGAGCAGAACUCGCAGUUCAGAGGGAGAACUGAGAUCUCCUCUGAUGCUUUACUCUCGGGGAACGCCUCCCUGCUGAUAAGGAGUGUGAGAAGUGGUGAUGAGGGAAAGUACACCUGCAGCAUCAGCUCCUCUGACGGAGGAGGGAAAGUCAACAUUCGUCUCAGGACAGCAGCCUUUUCAGCCCCAACAUUUCGCUUCUCAAACGGCGUCCUGACUGCUGAGGCAAGCAGGUGGUUCCCCAAACCAAAUGUGACGUGGUUGAACAGCGAUGGAGGCGUCCUGCAGGGACGCACAAACUUCUCACAGGACUCUGGAGGGAUUUACAGCGUUGUCAGCGAGCUGCAGCCAGUCAACAUCAGCAGCUCCUACACCUGCAGGAUUGAAAAUGACUUGGUGUUGUCUGUCUCCAAGGCAACUGUAACAGGCUCUGGUGUUUCGAAGAACACAUACUUCAUCUACAGUGCUGCUUCAUCUCUGCUGGCGUCAGCUUACCUGAGCAUUAUAACCAGUGUCCUCUGCAUCUGCUAUCUGACCUAAUUACACACACAAACAUACAUUAAAUACUAAUCAAUCACUUUAUUUGAUUGAUCUGUAUUUAGCGUACAUCAAGUACAGGUUAAAUAUUCGCCAUACACCUCAUCCUGGGUACAUACAGUAUAUCUUUGUGUAUGCAUGUGCUGCCUUCACUGUCAGGAUUUGACAGAUGUAAAAUAGGCUACAUAAAAGCAGUGUAAUUAAUUUCUUAACAUUAUGUUACUUUGGUUAUUAAUUUGUUUCAGUGGGUGUUGUUACCAUGUAACACCAUUUAACUCUAGUGAUUUUUCUCAGUAUACUAUUUCCUUUUUAUUCCUCUGGUGUAUGUGUCAUGUUUUGCUGUAAGUGAAUUAUUUGUCAGUAAACUUUUCUAAAUUCUUGUUA
Molecule: messenger RNA, 1203 nt
Organism: Seriola dumerili (greater amberjack)
Lineage: Eukaryota; Metazoa; Chordata; Actinopteri; Carangiformes; Carangidae
Gene: vtcn1
Product: V-set domain containing T-cell activation inhibitor 1
Exons: 5
Coding region: 1-822 (273 amino acids)
Source: RefSeq, a predicted model, not a curated record